Messenger RNA from Dermatophagoides pteronyssinus (European house dust mite), 441 nucleotides. RefSeq names its product lipid A export ATP-binding/permease protein MsbA-like. The record is from RefSeq and is a predicted model, not a curated record. NCBI's taxonomy places the organism in Eukaryota, Metazoa, Arthropoda, Arachnida, Sarcoptiformes, Pyroglyphidae.
AUGCUUUCCGGCGGUCAAAAACAAAGAAUCGCGAUAGCUCGAGCUGUUUUGCAAAAUCCUAAAUUGUUAAUUUUGGACGAAGCCACAAGUGCUUUAGACAACAAAAGCGAACAAAUCGUGCAAAAAGCUUUGAAUGAGCUUAUUGCCAGACAAAGAUGUACAACGAUCAUCAUUGCUCAUCGACUUUCGACCAUCAAGAACGCCGACCGUAUUGUGUUCUCAAUAUUUGGUGAAAAUGUUUCCAACUAUGGUUUGUUUAACUUGAGACUGAAGUUGUUCACUAACUUAAUCUACCAAGACAUGGAGUUUUUUGACAACCCCAAAAACAACCACGGACACCUUUCCAGCGUCAUUUCUGCAGACUGUCAGACAGUUAAAAUUGUCUCUACUGGAGAUUUCUUUUUGCUAUACUACCAAUCACCUAUCUUCAGUCUAGACUAA